Messenger RNA from Hypomesus transpacificus, 1779 nucleotides. RefSeq names its product spermatogenesis-associated protein 16-like. The transcript has 9 exons. The record is from RefSeq and is a predicted model, not a curated record. Gene Ontology annotation, molecular function: protein binding. The coding region runs from base 1 to 1779 and encodes 592 amino acids. Gene Ontology annotation, biological process: spermatogenesis. Lineage: Eukaryota; Metazoa; Chordata; Actinopteri; Osmeriformes; Osmeridae. Gene Ontology annotation, cellular component: Golgi apparatus.
AUGUCUUUUUUGGAAGUUGCAAAACAGGCCCACACUGACAAACCCAACCAGUCAAGUGUGGAGACUGCCAACACAACCCGUUUCCAGACACCGCAGCAGACCUCGUGUUUGACCAAAAGAAGCACAGCGAAGAUGGACAACAGCCAACCAAAGAGGAGGAAGACGGACUGUGGAAAUGGCAGAGACCUUCCGCUGGAGGGAAGGCAGGGGGUGGCGCGCUCUCUCCAAGGCCUGUCUCCACGACUACCCCGCAUCUCGCUAAAGACACUUCUGGAGGUUGAGAACACGCUGGUGCACGGAGAGGAGCGGCUCGGCCCUAAGUCCCCGAUAGCCCCCUCCUCCUCUGCUGCCUCACAAUUAAUGUGUCAGGGCUGUGAAAUAGGGGGGCCUGCAAGUGGACCUAAUCUCAGCUUUCUGCCUCAAAUUGACAAAUGGCUGGUUGUAGCCAUACAAGCUGCCGACUCCUACUACCAGCAGAGAAAAUACGGCAUGGCUGCCAGUCGCCUCACCACCGCUCUGGAGCUGUGCUCCAAAGGGGCCGCCCUGGUGGACCAGCUGCAUGCCGACCACGAGGACAUCAGCCGCCUGGUCAGCUACCUGGAGGCCAGGCUGGUGGUGUGCUACCUGAGGCUGAAGAGGCCAGAGCUGGCCCUCAACCAUGCACACAGGAGUGUCCACCUGAAUCCGGCCCACUUCCAAAACCACCUGAGGCAGGCUACUGCGUUCCGCCUGCUGGGUGAACCAUGUGCCGCAGCCAGGAGCGCCAUGAUUGCUGACUGGCUGUACUGUCUGUCCGGCGGAAGCGAGCGCCACCUCAGCAGACUCAUCAAACUCUAUUGGCAGGCCAUGUUGGAGGAGGCGAUCACCUUGGAGGAGGGCGUGUCCGUCAUGUUUAGCCCCGCCCCUUGCUUUGGGGAAGCUCUCAGCGAUGUCAUCGCCAGGGCAGAGGAAGAGUUCAGGAAGAGGCACCCCACCUUCACUGAGUACCUGUACACAGACCCCAGCGGAGACCACGUCCUCCCCCAGACCAGAGACUGGAACUUGGGUUUGACUCCCAGCCCGUCUCCCUCGACCCAGCCCCAGACAUCCUCCCCCUCGGGUUCAUCCUCCCAGCCCCAAGCCUUCCUCCUCACCCUGGGCUUCAGGAGGAGGGAGGAAGGGGUCUUCCUGGAGAAGCUCCAGACCAGGAGCUGGCCCUCCUUCACAGGGGUCGUAGAGAGGCUCCAGUAUGCUGACUUCCUGGGCCAGCUGCAGCGCGGCCGGGAGAGGACCGUCGCCCUCCAGCAGGUGCUGGCAGAGCUCAGCGUCGCCCCCUACCUGCAGGAGGUCAACCAAACCGACGCCAAGGUGCUGCAGGCGUUAAUGGCUGACACAACAGACACCCUUGAAGGAAGGCGGACCUGCCGGGAACGUGUGUGGAAUAAAAUGCAAAAGGUGGGUCAGCUGGAGGACUUGGUGAGGCAGCUGGCAGAGACCUUCCGGAGGAACAAGGCUCUGAAGGCCGAAAGGAAGCAGAAGGCCCCCCCUUCCUCCAGGAGGAAGCACCAACGGAAAGGAGGGCCCCUCAAGGACACAAAUGUGGCCAAUGAGAGCUUUCACAUCAGGCUCCCUCCCAGGAAGGACCCAGGCUGCGUCGAAGACCCGCCCACCAAUUCCCCUCACAGUGAAAACGUUAUUUCAGAAGCCACACUUCCUGCGGGCCCGGAUGACGAGGCCUCUGCUGUUCAACGUCCCCCUGCUCUCUCUGGUACCCCAGAGUUUGGUCCACCAGCCUUGUGA